Molecule: messenger RNA, 2349 nt
Organism: Trichoderma breve
Lineage: Eukaryota; Fungi; Ascomycota; Sordariomycetes; Hypocreales; Hypocreaceae
Product: DNA repair metallo-beta-lactamase domain-containing protein
Exons: 3
Coding region: 1-2349 (782 amino acids)
Biological process (GO): protection from non-homologous end joining at telomere; interstrand cross-link repair; double-strand break repair via nonhomologous end joining
Molecular function (GO): damaged DNA binding; 5'-3' DNA exonuclease activity
Source: RefSeq, a predicted model, not a curated record
AUGGUCACCUCUACAAAGACUAACCGGAUGAGUACACCGAAGAAGGCAGCCGCAGUUUCAAGCUUCAAUAAGAAACCUGCCAAGCCCAAUGCCAGCAUCCUGAGCUUCUUCCAGAAGACGGCGAAACCGGAAGAUUCGCUCUUUGUUGGCGCGGUACCUGCGGAAACGGCCGACAAGGAUGACUUAUAUGGCCGUGACGAUGGAAAUCGGUUCAAUGAGGUUGAAGCUCCGAAUAAGAAGAGGAGGACGCCCUUUGUCAUGGAUUCUGAUAGCGAAGAUGACGAUGUUGACGACAACGACAACGACAAUUCCAAGCCGGUCACACCGCCGCAAACCAAGGAUGCCAACACUACUGCUCCAUCACCUCCAUCUGCUCAACCGGAACCAUCCAGUGAGACCGCGGAAGCCCAGGAAGCCAAUGUCAAGUAUGAACCGCCGCCGCUGCUCGAGCAAGAAACCUCGACCGAUAUUCAAUUUAACCAACUGGGGGACUUCGCUGACUUGGACGAUUUCGAAAUAGACGAGUUUGAAGGUGAAGAGAUGCGGGAAAUGCGCUUCAUGCGAGAGCAGGCCCGGCUUGAAGCCCAAGAGGCCGGAGUUCCUGGUGACGACCUCGACGACCUUUUGGAUAACCAUGCCAUGGUAGAAAACUGCCCACUUUGUGGCGGCAGCUUGCUCGGCAUAUCUCCAGACGAAGCCACGCGACAUGUCAAUUCAUGCCUCGAUGGCAAUCCCAUUCCGUUGCCUACGAAAGAAGACGCCGCGCCAAAGGAUGUUGAUCAAGUGGAGGCCGUGGAAAUUAGCAAAAGAUUUGCUCGAGCUGCCGUACCUAGACCUGGUCAGGCAAAUCCUUUUGAGAUGAAUACUGAGAAAACGACCAAGAGUGCUUUUUCUAAGCUAAUGUCUGGAAAUGCGGAAGAUUCGGCUUGGGCUACAGCGGCCGCGGCAGAAACUGCGUCUCGGGGCCGGCCUGCAUACGAACGGACAUGUCCAUUUUAUAAAAUCAUGCCGGGAUUCUCAAUAUGCGUCGACGCAUUCCGCUACGGCGCUGUCGAAGGAUGCCAGGCUUACUUCUUGAGUCACUUCCACAGCGACCAUUACAUCGGCCUUACCGCAAACUGGCGACACGGCCCAAUCUAUUGCAGCAAGGUAACCGGCAGCUUGGUCAAACAACAGCUCCGAACUGCGGCCAAAUGGGUUGUUGAACUGGAAUUUGAGAAACCCUACGACGUUCCCGGGACUGAGGGCGCAACCGUUACCAUGAUGCCUGCCAAUCAUUGUCCCGGGAGCUCUCUAUUUCUCUUCCAAAAAUCGUUUGGCAAUGGGCCAAACAAGCGAGCAAAGCGAAUAUUGCAUUGCGGCGAUUUUCGAGCUUGCCCAGAGCACGUACAGCAUCCCUUACUCAGACCCGAUGUAAUAGAUUCAAUAUCGGGUAAAUCAAGACAGCAGCGGAUUGACAUUUGCUAUCUCGAUACAACGUAUUUAAACCCACGAUACUCUUUCCCUCCUCAGGGAGACGUCAUCCAAGCCUGUGCGGACCUGUGCGGAUCCAUGUCGGCUGAUCCCAACUGCGCUGAUGAUGUCUGGCAGAGCGACAAACCUUCGGAAGAUGAUACUAAAUCAAAGGCAAAGUCUAGACCUAAACAGCGCCUCCUGGUGAUAUGCGGUACUUAUUCCAUCGGCAAGGAGAGGAUUUGCGUUGCCAUAGCCAAAGCCCUUGGCUCCAAGAUUUUCGCAUCCCCGGGGAAAAUAAAGAUAUGCAAGCAGCUCGAUGAUCCAGAAUUGACCUCGCUGCUGACGUCUGAUCCUGUCGAAGCCCAAGUCCAUAUGCAAAUGCUCAUGGAGAUUCGCGCAGAAACGCUGCAAGAGUAUCUGGACAGCUACAGACCGCAUUUCAGCCGCAUUGUUGGCUUUCGCCCCAGCGGCUGGAACUUCCGGCCUGGAAACGGCAAGGCCAUCGGGGCGAAUACACCGCCGAGUAGCAUAUCAACUCAGCAGCUUCUUCAUGGGAAAGGGUGGCGGACAAGAUUCGGGGUGAAAGACCUUGUGGCUCAGAGGGGUAGCACGAAGGAGGCCAUGUGCUUUGGCGUUCCCUAUUCCGAGCAUAGCAGCUUUCGUGAGCUGGCCAUGUUUGUCAUGAGUUUACGCAUCGAUAAAGUUAUACCUACUGUCAACGUUGGCAGCGAUCAGUCGAGAAAGAGGAUGAAGGGUUGGAUAGAUAGAUGGAUGACUGAGAGGAGAAAGGGAGGAUUAGUUAGACCGUUGAUUGAGGGAGAAGAUGACGAGCAUAAAAACGAUUCCCAGCUGUGGCAAGGCAAAGCUGGCGAAGGAGGUGGAGCUUGGUGGUAA